Molecule: messenger RNA, 1371 nt
Organism: Plasmodium vivax (malaria parasite P. vivax)
Lineage: Eukaryota; Apicomplexa; Aconoidasida; Haemosporida; Plasmodiidae
Exons: 1
Coding region: 1-1371 (456 amino acids)
Source: RefSeq, a predicted model, not a curated record
AUGCACAUCAUCCCCGAAUGCUGCAUAUGUAGGCUCAGCUUAAAAAACAAUCUGUGUGUAGAAAAAAACUGCGGAAAUGUUUUCCACUACAGUUGUAUGAAGCAAUGGAUAGGUGUCCAAAAGUCGUGCCCCCUGUGCAAAAGCACAUGCUGCAAAAAAAACCUGCUGUUCAUACACUAUGAAAUUAAUGAGGAAAAUAAAAUGCCAAUUAUGGACGAAAAUUACCUGAACAAAAAUAAAAAUGAGCUGUACGAAGAUUUGGUUAAGUUCGAAGCGGAAUUGAUCAAAACGAAAAAUGAAAAUGAAAAGUAUUCCUUUGAAAUUUUAACAUUAACAAAUAAAAAUAAAAUUUUAAGUGAUACUAUCAGCCAAAAUAACAUCAAAAUGGAUCAGGAAAAAAAGGAAAAAUUAAAACUGAAGGAAUUGAAGGAUGAAUAUUUGAAGGACAAAAUUUUACUCUCUACAAAAAUACAGGAAUAUGACAAGGAAUUGAAUAAAUACAAAACGCUGGAAAAAUAUUUAAACGAUUUAAACAAAGAAGACUUAAACAAAAUUAAUUUACUCUUUGGUUUGAACGUGUUAACCAUAGAGGAACAGAAAAAUGUCAUUUUAAAUUAUCUCAAUAAUUGCCUCAGCACACAGAAAAAAAAUGAGGCAAUUGUGAAGCAGCUUAGAGAGGACUUAACACAGAAGGAUGAGCAAAUACAAAAUCUGAAGGAGAAGCUGUACACGUACAAACUCAAACAUGACAUUACGGAGGAAGACACCUUCGACAGGCAGUCAGUGGAUGGACGGGGGGAAAACGACAUGAAGACGAUCAAAAUUAAGAGUAAAGUCAUUCGGAGGGUAAAAACGUUGGACUCCGGCAUGAAGGCGGAUGGGAGACGGCCGGGCCCGGCUCCGUAUAGCAAAUCGAAGACGAGCGGCACCAACGUCGUGGGCAGCAACGAGUUGAGCGGCUGCCAACUGAGCAGCAGCCAGCUGUGCGGCGGCUCCCGAAACAACAGCCAAGACUUCCUCAACUUUAUCGACAAAAAAAUCAACAACACCCCAGAGCACAUUAAUGUCACCCCAAGGAAGAGGAAGUUUCACUCCAUCGAAGUUGACCUCUUUAGGAACAAAUCUGUGGAUAAAUUUUUUAGCGACUUGGCUGAAAAGAACAAUUCCCCCGAUUGUAAGGACCUAGCUGAGGUGUACUCCAUCCCAACCGACUCGGGGAACACCAAGAGUUCGCAGAGCAGCUUCAAGCCGCCCACAGGCGCUUCCUCCUCGCUCAAGCAAGUGCACGCCGUUAAAGCGAACAAAGGGAAGAGUAGGAAGUCCUACACUAAGCAGUCGACCAAGAUAACGGAUUUUUUUAGGCGCCUCUGA